AUGAGUUUCCCUUUAAUGCCCGUAGAGCUUGUCGAGCAUCUCGCGCUCUAUUGCCAGCCCCAAGACCUCUCGCGCCUAUCUUGCGUCAACCACGCUUUUCACGCCAUCUUCAACCCAGUUCUCUACAAGCGCAACGCCGCUGCCACUGGUCUACCGCCCUGCUAUCCAUGGACCCACGAACAUGAUCCAAAGGAUUGCUGGACAUGUCCCGUCGACAAGGCCUUCAGGUCAUGUCUUCAUUGGGCUGUAUAUCACGAUUCACUCUCUACGAUCAAGCUGGGUGUAGCUUAUGGCUCCGAUGUCAACAAGAUCAACGACGUGGCUGAUUUUAUCCCUUAUGAGGAAGACCCUGAGUCUACUCCCAUUUGUGGGCCUAUCAAACGGGCGCAGCUUGCAACGCCACUACAUCUUGCUAUCUUCUUGAAGCGUCCAGAGAUUGUACGUUGGCUUCUUGAUAAUGGCGCUAGUACGGAUUUAUGGCCAGAUACGCUGUGCAAUUGUCGAAAGUAUGUGAGAGUUGUCAAUAGGUAUGAUUGGCUACCACUUCACUACGCCGUACGCCACAGCACCCAUGAGAUCUUAGAGUUAUUACUGGAGCGAGACGUUAUUUACUCUGUGAUAUGCGAUGAGGGCAAUAUCUCUGGGCUUCAUUGCGCCGUCACAGAAGGCUCUCUUCCUGCGAUUGAUGCCUUCAUCCAGCAUAAAUGCUCCAGCCCUACUGAUCGAGAUGCCGCGGGCCAGACACCGCUUCAUUGUGUUGAACAUUGUGAGGACCAGGACUUAGCCUGUGCGAUUAUCGAGAGGCUAGCACAGUGGGGUGUUCCUCUGGAUACGGAAGCUGAAUCUCAGUGGGGAGAUUGGCACGGCGGCACAGCUCUGAACAUGCUCAUCGGGAGGAGAAAGUUUGAGCCUGCCCUUAAACUCCUGCAGCUUGGAGCCGAUCCGACAGUAGAGCAGGACGAAGAUGGGGGCCUACAGCUGUUGAGCCACUGCAUCGACGGCCGUGACAAAGAAUACAUACCCAACUGUUCGCCAGAACUCGCGGAGAGGAACAGGGAGGCUGGGUUGGAGUUACUGAGUCUCCUGAUCCAAAAAGGAAUUGAUCCAGGCAAGCCCCGUAAAGUGGACAGACCACAUGAUCUAGAUUAUUUCGAGGACUCAAGACCACUGCUAUCAGCGCUCCUAACGUCUGACGCACGGUGCAUACAAAUCCUUCUCGAUGCCGGAGGAAUGGCCCGCGAAUCCAUUUAUAAGAACAACCAUGAUAACAUCCUCAGAGACUUUGUGGAAAUGAUGGUGGAUGCUGUUGAGGAGGGUAUAUCUCUUCGGGAAAUGAAAGAUGAAGUUGAAUCGCGCAAAGAGUCAGUUUGUCUGCUCCUCAGCAGAGGGGCUCGAAUAGACUCGAGGGACGAUGAAUCCUCGGCGUUGAGUAAAGCGUGUGAGAUUGAGCAAGGGUUCGGGAUACUUGACUUUCUGGCUGAGAAUGCGACUUGUAGGAAUGCGGAGGUGGACUAUGUCGUUGGUCUGAGAGAUACGUAUAAGCGGGAUGAGAUUGUAUGGGAGAAGCUGGAUAGGUUCUAUCAGAAGUUGCUGGCUGAAAAGAAUGAGCGAGAAGGGAUCCAAGACGUUGAGAAAUCUGGAUGAAAGAACGAUAGGUAUAUGCCCGAUCGAUCUUGGAUCUGUUCUACAGAAGAGUUGUAAUCAAGUUAUGAUGUAUUUUCUUAUGAGCGUUCUAAUCUGAUGUUGAUUUCAAC
Messenger RNA from Fusarium verticillioides 7600, 1754 nucleotides. RefSeq lists its product as hypothetical. The transcript has a single exon. Lineage: Eukaryota; Fungi; Ascomycota; Sordariomycetes; Hypocreales; Nectriaceae. Gene Ontology annotation, molecular function: protein binding. Bases 1 to 1644 code for a protein of 547 amino acids. The record is from RefSeq and is a predicted model, not a curated record.